Messenger RNA from Vollenhovia emeryi, 1795 nucleotides. RefSeq lists its product as uncharacterized. The record is from RefSeq and is a predicted model, not a curated record. The annotation marks the transcript as partial. Lineage: Eukaryota; Metazoa; Arthropoda; Insecta; Hymenoptera; Formicidae. The transcript has a single exon.
AUGCGGGACAACACCGGAAAAAUACAUGAAUGCAGAGCACUAGUGGAUUUCGGAGCACAACCGAACUUCAUAACGCGGGAAUUAGGCGAGCGUCUAAAACAACCUCUAUACAAUGCGGACACUAAAAUCACUGGAAUCACUAUGAACUCAUCCAUAGUAGGACAACAAAUCGACGCCACCAUCUAUUCAAGAUUCAACAAGUUUGAAACGAGGCUGUCAUUCCUAGUAGUCGACAACAUCACCGACAAAAUACCGGCAACGAGCAUCGGUGUAGAUUUCUUGCAAAUACCCAAGAAUAUCAAACUCGCAGAUCCCCGAUUUCACAUACCUGGCAAGGUGGACUUGCUCCUAGGUUCCGAAAUCUUUUGGAAAUUAUUAUGUGUCGGGCAGAUACAAUUAAGCAGGUCUCAGCCUGUCUUCCAAAAAACCAAAUUAGGUUGGGUAAUAGCCGGGAGAGUCGCGAACCCCCAACAAGCCAUAAACGCGGCACAAUGCCACAUCGCCCAACAGUCUACAUUACAAGGUCAACUUGAAAAAUUCUGGAAAAUUGAAGAACUCGAUUCCAGAACUCAUUUAACUGAACAAGAACAAGCUUGUGAAGAGCACUUCUACCAGACGCAUACGCGCGACCGUCAAGGAAGAUUUAUCGUAAGGAUGCCUCUCAAGGACAACUACGUACAAUUAGGCGACUCUUACGACACUGCCAAAAGGAGAUUAUUAACAUUGGAAAGGAAAUUAGCAAAACAAUUACCACUGAAACAGCAAUACGACGCCUUCAUGCAUGAAUAUCUUAAGCUGGAACACAUGAAGAUCCUAUCAAGGACGGACAGCGAGCUACAGCGACCAAGGUCACACGAAAUCACUUACUAUCUACCACACCAUGCUGUAAUGAAAGAAGGGAGUGAAACCACAAGGUUGCGAGUUGUUUUUGAUGCAUCAGCCAAAACAAGUACAAGACUUUCGCUCAAUGAUGUGCAACUAGUAGGGCCUACUAUCCAGCAAGAUUUAUUCAGCAUCAUGAUGCGUUUCCGUCAACAUACCUACGCAAUUUCCGCCGACAUCUCAAAGAUGUAUAGGCAGAUACGAAUGCAUCAAGAUCAAUGUAAACUACAGCGCAUUUUAUGGCGAUUUAGUACAGAACAGGAGAUUGAUACGUAUGAACUACAAACCGUUACGUAUGGAGAAGCUUGCUCGGCAUUCUUAGCAACUCGUGCACUACAUCAAGCAGCACUAGAUUUACAACAACGAUAUCCCGAAGCCGCUGAAAUCAUUAUUCGCGACUUCUAUGUGGAUGAUCUUCUGACGGGCGAUAACGACAUCGAGCGUCUAAGUAGGAUAAAGGAGGAGAUAGUUACCAUCCUCGAAUCGGCCAAAUUUGAGCUUCACAAAUGGAAGGCAAACCACCCUGCAUUGCUGAGUGCGCACGAAAUCCACGACAAGCCCACUAUAUCUUUGGGAGAUGGAACCAAGAUUCUCGGGCACCUAUGGGACACUCAACAUGAUGCAUUUUGUUACACCGUAGGACCAUUGGAACGUCAUUGUAAACCCACCAAGAGACAAGUAUUGUCAUCUAUUGCUCAGAUAUUCGACCCAUUAGGUUUAAUAGGACCCGUUAUUGUCCGGGCUAAAAUAUUUAUGCAGCAACUAUGGCAACUUCAAUUAAGCUGGGAUGAGUCGCUACCAUCUCAACUCCAUACUCAAUGGGUACAAUGGUACCACAAGAUCCCUCAUUUAAAUCAACUGGAAAUACCUCGUCAUAUUAUGUGCGAUAACCCACAAGGCCUGGAACUCCACG